AUGGCGCUAUCAUGCUUGGAGAAUUUUACAGAUUCAGUCAUAACUUUAUUUGGAGAUGAGUACUUGAGAAGACCCACACCAGCAGAUCUUCAACGACUACUUGACAUUGGCAAGUUUCGCGGAUUUCCCGGCAUGAUAGGAAGCAUCGAUUGUACAUUAAACGAUAUCAAUAUUCUUGAUCGAUCUCCCGACUUUGAUGAUAUUUUGCAUGGUGGAGCUUCUAAAGUUAAAUACAGUGUCAACGGACAUGAGUAUAAAUUGGCUUACUAUCUGACGGAUGCCUCUUUAUUUGCGAGACAACAAGAAGCAGUGCGUAAAGAUGUAGAGCAUGCUUUUGGAGUUUUGCAAUCUCGAUUUGCCAUAGUCAAAAACCCGGCUCUUAUUUGGGAUAAGGUCAAAAUUGAGAAAAUAAUGAGAGCGUGUAUCAUACUGCACAAUGUGAUAGUAGAAGACGAACGAGAUGGGUACACUCUGUUUGAUGAAACUGAAUUCGCACAAUUGUAG
This is a messenger RNA of Camelina sativa (false flax), 504 nucleotides long. NCBI's taxonomy places the organism in Eukaryota, Viridiplantae, Streptophyta, Magnoliopsida, Brassicales, Brassicaceae. The record is from RefSeq and is a predicted model, not a curated record.